AUGCCAAUCGACGUCCAGCCCAUCGUUGCAGCCGAUCUCCGGCGCUGCGCCGAAAUCGAGCACGACGCGUUCGCAGAAAGCCCAUCCUAUCCUGUGCUGUUUCCCGGGCCCUUGCCAGACGAUCCCCUGGCGCUCCGAGUCGAGGGCCUGGAGAAGGAGCUUCGGGAGGAUCCGACCGUGCGCUUCCUCAAGGCUGUGGACACAGAGCUUCAAGGCGACGAGGCGAUUGUGGCAUGGGCCAAGUUCAACAGUUAUCCGGAGGGGCUGCCGGUGCCCAAGCCACGUGUACCACCGCCAGGAUCCAACGCUGAGGCGUGCACAGCAUUGUUUGUUGGCAUAGACAAGAUGCGGGAGCGUUUGAUGACAGGCAAGCCGUGUGUCUAUCCGAAGCACCAGAGACGGGGUGCUGGGCUGCAGUUGAUGACCCCGCUGAUGCAGGAAGCAGUCAGGCUGGGCGUGCCCGCGUACCUGGAGUCCUCUGUGCCUGGGCAUCGCCUCUACCAAAAGGCCGGGUUCCGUGAUAUCGACGAGCACCGGGUGGACUUUAGCAAGUUUGGGCAAGAAACGCCUCAUCUAAACUGGGCGAUGAUCUGGGAGCUGCCGAACCGGAGGUGCCCAUGA
Molecule: messenger RNA, 621 nt
Organism: Colletotrichum gloeosporioides
Lineage: Eukaryota; Fungi; Ascomycota; Sordariomycetes; Glomerellales; Glomerellaceae
Exons: 2
Coding region: 1-621 (206 amino acids)
Molecular function (GO): acyltransferase activity, transferring groups other than amino-acyl groups
Source: RefSeq, a predicted model, not a curated record